GUUUCGAUCAGGAUGUGGAUAUGGUCACUGUAAGCUAGCAGGCUAGGGUAGUGUUACUUGAAGCUUUAUCUGUGUCGAUUUUCUGACAUUUACAAGACAACAGUAAACCGUAAAGGAACAUACCAAACAGCAUGUUUGCAAGACCGUCUUCUAUGCGCGUGAGAUGUGGAAUCGCUGUUCUUUUUUCCUUUGUGUUAAGUUACUUUGAAUGCACUGUAAAUGGCCUGGAGUGAUAUUUUUAAAUAAGCAACAAGACACAUCACCUGAGGAACUUUACCUACACUGGCACUACUUGCUGAUUGCUCUGUCACAUGCUGUUUUUGUCAGUCAAUUGUCUCUUUCAACAGUCAAGAUUGACCCUUUGGUUUAUGACGAGCAGUUGUUGUGGGUGGCCGGAGGGGCUGGGGAGGUGAACACCUAUCGUAUCCCCUUGCUCAGCUUCACCCCAAGGGGAAGUCUGCUUGCCUUUGCAGAGGCUAGGAAAGCAUCACAAAAUGACAUAGGAGCCAAGUUUAUUGCCCUGCGUCGCUCAACAGACAGAGGGGCCACCUGGUCUCCCACCUCGUUCAUAGUGGAUGACGGUUCUCUGGAGGAUGGCCUUAACCUGGGCUCAGUGGUGGCGGAUGAGGAGCAGGGCUCCAUCAUGCUGAUCUACUCUAUCUGUUUCCACCGCUACCACUGCAGCCCCUCAAGCACCAUGAUGGUGGAGAGUUUGGACGAUGGCCUGAGCUGGAGCACCCCACGCAACCUCUCUGUCCAGCUGGGGGUGAAGAGCUUUGCACCCGGGCCUGGUUUCGGCAUCCAGAAGCGCUACCCCCCAGCGAGAGGCCGCUUGGUGGUGUGUGGUCACGGCAGCAUUGAGGGGGAUGGGGUCUUCUGCAUCCUGAGUGACGACCAUGGACGAAACUGGAACAAUGGCGCCGCGCUGAAGAGCAUCCCCUACAACCAGCCCAAACAAUCCGGAGACUUCAACCCAGACGAGUGCCAGCCUGUAGAGAUGGAGGACGGCAGCAUUGUCAUCAACGUGCGCAACCAGAACAACUACCACUGCCGGUGCCGUGUGGUGGUGCGCAGCCUGGACGGAGGGGAAUCUCUGCCCUUGGAGGAGCUGAUUUUUGACUCCACCCUGGUGGACCCUGCGGUGGCAGCGGGGGCUCUGCAGAAGGAGGGGGUGCUCUACUUCACCAAUCCUGCCAGCAGCCAACAGAGGGUAAACCUUACCCUCCGCUGGUCUCUGACCAAUGGCACGUCGUGGGAGAAGAAUGCUGUUCAGAUAUGGGCCGGGCCAAGUGGCUACUCGUCUAUGACAUCACUGGGGAGCGACUACCCUGAGGACAGGAAGUACAUAUUUGUCAUAUACGAGAAGGGCCACAAGGACUAUGACGAGACCAUCUCAUUUGCCAAGAUCCAUCUCUAUGGAGGACGGUAGAGCUGGGCUGGGGCAGGAGUGUCUUAAUGUGGACAGUUGUAUCAUUCAUGUCUUAUAUUGGCCAAUAAUGGGCAACAUUAGAUUUGAUAUUCUCUCAGGAACUAUUUAAAUCUGUGGUUUUAUUGGCACUAUUUACUUAAAAUGUCCUGGGUGUUGGAAGUAGGAGAGGUGGAGGAAACGGGGGGGGGGGGGGGGGUGGAUGUCCAAGGUUUUUAAAGAAAGAAAAAGCCAAGAAAGUUUAAAGCCCAGUUUCACAGACAAGGAUUAAGCCUAGUCCUAAAGUAAGAGGAAAAAUGUAAUGAAGAUCUCCAUUGAAAACUGUUUUAGUCUAAAACAAGGGUUAAUCCAUGUCUGGGAAACUGGGUCUAAAAGUUUAAGCCUCCUGCUUUUUUUCCUCAGAAUGGAUAGAAUGAUAAAAAUGUAUACUUACAUUUAAUUUGAAGUGUAUCACAGUACCAUCCCAUCUAUACAGGUGAAUGACUGAAGAUUACUGUUGGAAUGAAGCUGGGUCAGUCUGCCUUAAGCUAAAAAAUACCAGUCCUCUUGCUGAAGCUUGAGUGAUGUGAUGCACACGGUGCUGGUGUCAACUUCCUGCCCGCUGUGAAUGAGGAAGUGUUGGGGGGGAGGAGGGAGGAGGGAAUGACGAUGAGGAUUGACCACAUUAGUGUCCCUUCAGACCAGAAAGAUAGGAAUUGUGUCAGUUAAACUUUGAGCUCUUAUUACAGAAACAGUGUAAAUUAAAUAUCACAGAAUCAAUGCUUUGUUCUGAAUGAUCUUGCAUGCUAAUAACUCUCCAUUAAGAAUGAGUUCACUGACUGCACUUUGAUUGAGUUAGUAUCAGUUAAAUUGCCAUAUGUUAUGGCCCAAAUGUUUUCCCAGAUUUUUUGAAAAAAUCUGUUUAUAUAAUGAUGUGAAAUUCUAACAUUUUUUAUGAACUUUUCUGAGAAGUUAGUGUGUUCCUUAAUUAACAGUUUAAUAAAUGCACGCCAUUUCAAUAUUCCAUAUUUUUAUAUAGAAAUGUAGCCCUUCCCACACAGUUCUUUUCAUUAUGAAAUUAACAAUUAUGACAAAGGGAGCUAUUCAUGUAUUGUGUCUGGAUUCCUUUAUGGAAAUUGUUCAUAUUUUGUUUAAUAACAUUCAGAGGGAAAGGAAACAUUGCUUUUAGUUAUAGUAACAUAAAGAAGCAGACCACAUUGAAAGCAUCAUAUUUGUGUCCCAAAUUAUUUGCUCUGAUCAGGUUGUGAUUGGUGUAUGAAUAAACUUUGUGUUUACACACA
Hypomesus transpacificus is the source of this 2706-nucleotide messenger RNA. It is a transcript of the gene neu1, whose product is annotated as neuraminidase 1. Gene Ontology annotation, molecular function: exo-alpha-sialidase activity. Gene Ontology annotation, cellular component: membrane; lysosome; cytoplasm. Gene Ontology annotation, biological process: oligosaccharide catabolic process; ganglioside catabolic process. The transcript is spliced from 7 exons. The record is from RefSeq and is a predicted model, not a curated record. Lineage: Eukaryota; Metazoa; Chordata; Actinopteri; Osmeriformes; Osmeridae. Bases 209 to 1429 code for a protein of 406 amino acids.